AUGAGCGAUAAGACAGUCUUAAUCACGGGUACGAAUCGAGGUAUCGGACUAGCGUUGGCCGAGCUGUACAUCGCCAAGGGGUAUACUGUCAUCAGCGCAGUUCGUAGUCCCGAAAAACAAGCUGCUCUAUCUCCUCCGGCAGGUUCAAAUGCAAGACAUCUGAUCGUUAAGCUGGACGUGGCCGAUGCGGAAUCAGUGAAAUUGGCUUUCGAUGAAAUGAAGAACAAAUUCAAAAUCGAUCGACUGGACGUCGUAAUCAAUAACGCUGCUAUCGGUGUCACCCUGAAGAAUGCCUUCCUCGUUCGAGAUGCUGAUCCGGCGCGAUAUGCAGAAGCCUUCAACAUUAAUCUUCUGGGUACCUUACAUCUCUUCACAGCAGCGUACCCUUUGCUUCCUCAAGACGGCAGGGGGAAGUUCAUUGCGAUCUCCACUCUCGCGGCUGUCCAGUCGAUGGAACAUUGGCCCAUGGGAGGCGCAUACUCGUUAAGCAAGAACGCUGUUAACUAUCUUACUCGCCAAAUCCAUUUCGAGGAGAAGAACUUGAUCACCUUCACCGUCAGUCCAGGAUGGGUUGAUACCGAUAUGGGCUAUGAAGGAGCGACAGCCUUCGGAGCAGCCGAUGGUCCACCUGAAAAGGUCUCAGUAACUGCCCCUCAAAUUGUCAAUGUCAUCGAGAAUGGGACUCGUGAACGGGAAGGGGGAAGAAUGAUCGACUACGAUGGCACAAUUUUCGACUGGUAA
Messenger RNA from Kwoniella botswanensis, 741 nucleotides. RefSeq lists its product as uncharacterized. The coding region runs from base 1 to 741 and encodes 246 amino acids. The record is from RefSeq and is a predicted model, not a curated record. NCBI's taxonomy places the organism in Eukaryota, Fungi, Basidiomycota, Tremellomycetes, Tremellales, Cryptococcaceae. Gene Ontology annotation, molecular function: alcohol dehydrogenase (NAD+) activity. The transcript has 7 exons. Gene Ontology annotation, cellular component: cytoplasm.